AGGAUCUGCCAGCCGCACUGGAGUAACCGACACCACCCGGAGAUCGCGAGUAUGCAAGCUGCAAGAUGUCCUACAGAUGAAUUAUCUUUAACCAACUGUGCAGUUGUGAAUGAAAAGGAUUUUCAGUCCAGCCAGCAUGUGGUUGUGAGGACCUCUCCCAAUCACAGGUACAUAUUUACUCUGAAGACCCAUCCGUCAGUGGUUCCAGGGAGCAUUGCAUUUAGCUUACCUCAGCGAAAAUGGGCUGGACUUUCUAUUGGACAAGAAAUAGAAGUCUCUUUAUAUACAUUUGACAAAGCCAAACAAUGUAUUGGCACAAUGACCAUGGAGAUUGAUUUCCUGCAGAAAAAAAGCAUUGACUCUAAUCCUUACGAUACCGACAAGAUGGCAGCAGAAUUUAUUCAGCAAUUCAACAACCAGGCCUUCUCAGUGGGACAGCAGCUCGUGUUUACCUUCAAUGAAAAGCUUUUUGGCUUACUGGUGAAGGAUAUUGAAGCCAUGGAUCCUAGCAUCCUGAGAGGAGAGGCUGCAACAGGUAAAAGACAGAAGAUUGAAAUAGGACUGGUUGUUGGAAACAGUCAAGUUGCAUUUGAAAAAGCAGAAAAUUCAUCACUCAAUCUUAUCGGCAAGGCUAAAACUAAGGAAAAUCGCCAGUCUAUCAUCAAUCCUGAUUGGAACUUUGAAAAAAUGGGAAUAGGAGGUCUGGACAAAGAAUUUUCAGAUAUUUUUCGACGAGCAUUUGCUUCCCGAGUAUUUCCGCCAGAGAUUGUGGAGCAGAUGGGUUGUAAACAUGUUAAAGGCAUCCUGUUAUAUGGGCCCCCAGGUUGUGGUAAAACUCUCUUGGCUCGACAGAUUGGUAAGAUGUUGAAUGCAAGAGAGCCCAAAGUGGUCAAUGGGCCAGAAAUCCUUAACAAAUAUGUGGGUGAAUCAGAGGCUAACAUUCGCAAACUUUUUGCUGAUGCUGAAGAGGAACAAAGGAGGCUUGGUGCUAACAGUGGUUUGCACAUCAUCAUCUUUGAUGAAAUUGACGCCAUCUGCAAACAGAGAGGGAGCAUGGCUGGUAGCACUGGAGUUCAUGACACUGUCGUCAAUCAGUUGUUGUCCAAAAUUGAUGGGGUAGAGCAACUAAACAACAUCCUCGUCAUUGGAAUGACCAAUAGACCAGAUCUGAUAGAUGAGGCUCUCCUUCGACCAGGAAGACUGGAAGUCAAAAUGGAGAUAGGCUUGCCAGAUGAAAAAGGUCGACUACAGAUCCUUCACAUCCACACAGCAAGGAUGAGAGAUCAUCAGUUACUCUCUACUGAUGUAGACAUUAAAGAACUGGCUGUGGAAACCAAGAAUUUCAGUGGUGCUGAACUGGAAGGUCUGGUGCGAGCAGCACAGUCCACUGCUAUGAACAGACAUAUAAAGGCCAGUACUAAAGUGGAAGUAGACAUGGAAAAAGCAGAAAGCCUGCAGGUAACAAGAGGAGACUUCCUUGCUUCAUUGGAGAAUGAUAUCAAACCAGCAUUUGGCACAAACCAAGAGGAUUAUGCAAGUUACAUUAUGAAUGGAAUCAUCAAAUGGGGUGACCCAGUUACUCGAGUUCUGGAUGAUGGGGAACUUUUGGUCCAGCAGACUAAAAACAGCGAUCGUACACCACUGGUUAGCGUCCUUUUGGAAGGCCCUCCUCACAGUGGGAAGACUGCUUUAGCUGCAAAGAUUGCAGAGGAAUCCAACUUCCCCUUCAUCAAGAUCUGUUCUCCUGAUAAGAUGAUUGGCUUUUCUGAGACAGCCAAGUGUCAGGCUAUGAAAAAGAUUUUUGAUGAUGCAUACAAAUCUCAACUCAGUUGUGUGGUUGUGGAUGACAUUGAGAGAUUACUUGAUUAUGUCCCCAUUGGCCCCCGAUUUUCUAAUCUGGUAUUACAGGCUCUUCUUGUGUUACUGAAAAAAGCACCACCUCAGGGCCGCAAGCUUCUUAUCAUUGGGACCACUAGCCGCAAAGAUGUCCUUCAGGAAAUGGAAAUGCUUAAUGCUUUCAGCACCACCAUCCAUGUGCCCAAUAUUGCCACAGGAGAGCAGCUGUUGGAAGCUUUGGAGCUUUUGGGCAACUUCAAGGAUAAAGAACGUACCACAAUUGCACAACAAGUCAAAGGGAAGAAAGUCUGGAUAGGGAUUAAGAAGUUGCUAAUGUUGAUCGAGAUGUCCCUGCAGAUGGAUCCUGAGUACCGUGUGAAAAAAUUCCUGGCCCUCUUAAGAGAAGAAGGAGCUAGCCUCUUUGACUUUGAAAGUGGACUGCAGUGACCAAGGGAAGUGACCAAGGUGAAGAUGGCCUGGAAUCUUCAUUCACCUUGCUAAGACAUGGACUAAAUGAACCACCUUCAAAAUGUGCUCGCUUGCUUUGCAUGGUUAAUGCAGUAACACUCCCUUCCUCGUGCUUAUUGAGAUACUCUAGUGUUUUUGUGAAAAGUACACACUUGUUUUAGAAUGCUGUACUUACCUUUCCAAGCUAAGAUGAUUCCUUCUUAUUCAGAAUCUGUGUGGGAGACAUGCUGUAUCUGUGCACACUACACAUUUAAAGCUCCCUGCUACCACCAUUUAUCCAAAACUGUCAUUAUAUGUAAUGCAAAACAACACUUGGCCUGUUAGAAGGAAGAUUUCUACAUGCAAAGAGCAGUGCAUAAGGUGUGGCUUCUGAGGGAUUCUGUUACAGCUUCCCUAUAUUAACACUAAAAGUAAUUGGGUAUUGGUUAAAGGUUCUCCCACAAAAUAGCUUAUCUUUGUCUAAAGAAACAGAGAUGUGAAUAUCUAAGAUCCCAUUUUUAAUCAUUUUCAGAAAUGCUUCCAGGCUGCAAUCAGAUCUUUCUUACUAGAAAGUCAGAUUAUUACUGUAUUGGCUGUGAUGUCCCCUUAAUGUAAUUAAUUGGCUUCAUGGUAAGAGAUAUACUGAUCAUUACCACUAGGAGAUGUUGCUAAAGAUCAUAUGUAUGGAAAAAUGUACACCCUAAACAGAAAGGAGUUAUUAAAAUAAUUUACAAACCUCUCAGUGCUAAUUAGUAUCCAACUCUAAGUGGGUCAUUUCCUUAGGAUGAUAUUAAAGGCUUAUUAGUAUUAUCACUUUUCUUUAUUUCUUAGCCCAGUGGCUUACUUAAGAGUUUGUCAUUCCUAUAUUUUAAAUUAUCUGUGCUAACUGGCAUGAAAAUAAAACACUAUUAUCCAAAAAAAAAAAAGAAAACACAUUUUAGCCCACUGCCCUGAACAGUGCUUUAAUACCCAAGUUUUGAAGACUGCUUCAUCCAAGUGCUUUAAAGGCAUUUCCUUUACCUCCACACAUUUCUCCUGAAGGGUGGAAGAGCUCAUGGAGCCCUUUUGAAGGUGUGUCUCAUCGCUGAAUCAGAGGCAGUGUAAUUAGGUCAUCAUUUGUGGUGGUGAGGCUUGCAGAGCAUGCCAUUCUCCCCACUGCUGCUUAAAACUUGAGGGCAAAUGAUCAGAAGCCAUCCUGAAGUCACACACUGUCAGAGGCUUGUCACGGCAGUCGCACUUGGGUGUGGCUCUGUCAUCUGUCCCACAGUAGAAAGCAAAUCAUCUCCAAAUCUUACUGUAUCCUUUUGGGUUUUCACCCCUCGCUUAUUUGGUGGCUUUUAAAACAGUGGACUAUAUUGUGAAUUCUAUGAUUCCUGGCGGCCAGUAUCCUGGAUUCCCUGUCUUUGUGGUCUGGCCCCUUUCCCCCUCCUGUGAUGCAGCAUACAUUGUAUUAACUUGUCUUUUGUUAAAUGAGGCUAAUGUCUUUGUGUUUUGUCCAAAGCUAUAUUGAAAAUAUAAAUAUUAUAUUAUUCAAUGCAAAUGAAGGAAUGCAAUAAAGAGUAAAUAUACCUGAAAAUGUUCUG
Fukomys damarensis (Damara mole-rat) is the source of this 3866-nucleotide messenger RNA. It is a transcript of the gene Nsf, whose product is annotated as N-ethylmaleimide sensitive factor, vesicle fusing ATPase. Gene Ontology annotation, molecular function: ATP binding; ATP hydrolysis activity. NCBI's taxonomy places the organism in Eukaryota, Metazoa, Chordata, Mammalia, Rodentia, Bathyergidae. Gene Ontology annotation, biological process: SNARE complex disassembly; Golgi to plasma membrane protein transport; intra-Golgi vesicle-mediated transport. The transcript is spliced from 21 exons. The record is from RefSeq and is a predicted model, not a curated record. Gene Ontology annotation, cellular component: Golgi stack. Bases 52 to 2283 code for a protein of 743 amino acids.